Messenger RNA from Eublepharis macularius, 5652 nucleotides. It is a transcript of the gene ASAP1, whose product is annotated as ArfGAP with SH3 domain, ankyrin repeat and PH domain 1. The transcript has 30 exons. NCBI's taxonomy places the organism in Eukaryota, Metazoa, Chordata, Lepidosauria, Squamata, Eublepharidae. Gene Ontology annotation, biological process: positive regulation of GTPase activity. The record is from RefSeq and is a predicted model, not a curated record. Gene Ontology annotation, molecular function: GTPase activator activity; protein binding. Bases 288 to 3692 code for a protein of 1134 amino acids. Gene Ontology annotation, cellular component: cytoplasm.
GAUGCAGUUUAUUACAACUGUUAGGCUCGCUAAGAACAUAUGUGCAGCACUGGACUUUGGCUUUUCUUUUCUUUUAAACAAGCAAGCAAAUAUUAACACAUUCCGGGGGGGGGGGCAGAGUGGUCAUUCCGCCCACCCACGCACCCGCCCACCCACUGCCAGUGGAGAAAGAAUUUUCACUUUUGUGCUAAGGAAUGGAAUGAUGGCCUUCGUCUUGGUGGAUACUUUUGGAAUGGGAGUUCAAACUGGACAAGUCUCGGUAACUUUCUUGUGGUGACAGAUGAGACAUGAGAUCGUCGGCCUCCAGGCUCUCGAGCUUCUCCUCAAGGGAUUCAUUAUGGAAUCGGAUCAUGCCGGACCAGAUCACUGUGUCGGAGUUUAUUUCUGAGACCACAGAGGAUUACAACUCUCCAACCACGUCCAGCUUUACUACCCGGCUACAGAACUGCAGGAAUACCGUCACACUGCUAGAAGAGGCGUUAGAUCAGGACAGAACGGCACUACAGAAAGUGAAAAAAUCUGUUAAAGCGAUAUAUAAUUCUGGGCAAGAACAUGUUCAAAAUGAAGAGAACUAUGCACAAGUACUAGAUAAAUUUGGAAGUAACUUCUUAAGUAGGGAUAAUCCAGAUCUGGGAACAGCCUUUGUAAAAUUUUCCACUCUGACUAAAGAAUUGUCAACGCUGCUGAAAAAUCUGCUCCAAGGGUUGAGCCACAAUGUCAUCUUUACAUUAGAUUCCCUUUUAAAAGGAGAUUUGAAAGGAGUUAAAGGGGAUCUUAAAAAGCCUUUUGACAAAGCCUGGAAGGAUUAUGAGACCAAAUUUACUAAAAUUGAAAAGGAGAAAAGAGAACAUGCAAAACAACAUGGGAUGAUUCGAACAGAGAUUACAGGGGCAGAGAUAGCAGAAGAAAUGGAAAAAGAAAGGCGCCUAUUUCAGCUCCAAAUGUGUGAAUAUCUCAUUAAAGUUAAUGAAAUUAAAACAAAAAAAGGUGUGGACCUUCUGCAGAACCUUAUUAAAUAUUAUCAUGCACAGUGCAAUUUCUUCCAAGAUGGCUUGAAAACAGCUGACAAACUAAAACAAUAUAUUGAAAAACUGGCUGCUGAUUUAUAUAAUAUAAAGCAAACACAAGAUGAAGAAAAGAAGCAGCUCACUGCACUCAGAGACUUGAUAAAAUCCUCGCUACAGCUUGAUCAGAAGGAGGAUUCCCAGAGCAGGCAAGGAGGCUAUAGCAUGCACCAGCUUCAGGGAAAUAAGGAAUAUGGCAGUGAGAAGAAGGGUUAUCUUUUAAAGAAGAGUGAUGGGCUAAGGAAAGUUUGGCAAAGGAGAAAAUGCACUGUCAAAAAUGGUAUUCUGACAAUAUCACAUGCAACUUCAAACAGGCAGCCUGCUAAACUGAAUUUACUGACUUGCCAGGUGAAACCAAAUGCUGAAGACAAGAAGUCAUUUGACCUAAUAUCACAUAACAGAACAUACCACUUUCAAGCAGAGGACGAGCAAGACUACGUAGCAUGGAUAUCUGUAUUGACCAACAGCAAAGAAGAAGCUUUAAAUAUGGCAUUCCGUGGAGAACAAAGUGCAGGGGAAAAUAGUUUAGAGGAUCUUACAAAAGCCAUUAUUGAUGACAUACAGAGAUUACCGGGAAACGACGUCUGCUGUGAUUGUGGUUCCCCAGAUCCAACAUGGCUUUCGACUAACCUGGGCAUUUUAACCUGUAUAGAGUGUUCUGGAAUACACAGAGAAAUGGGUGUUCAUAUUUCUCGAAUCCAAUCUUUAGAGCUAGACAAAUUAGGAACUUCUGAACUCUUGCUGGCCAAGAAUAUAGGAAACAAUAGUUUUAAUGACAUUAUGGAGGGCAAUUUACCAAUUCCUUCUCCAAAACCUACUCCAUCAAGUGAUAUGACUGCACGUAAAGAAUUUAUUACUGCUAAGUAUGUAGAUCAUAAGUACUCCAGAAAGACCUGUGCAUCUGCAGCAGCUAAACUGAAUGAACUACUUGAGGCUAUUAAAUCCAGGGAUUUACUUGCACUAAUACAAGUCUAUGCAGAAGGGGUGGAGCUAAUGGAGCCACUGCUGGAGCCUGGACAGGAGCCAGGUGAAACUGCCCUUCAUGUAGCUGUCCGGUCAGCUGACCAAACCUCACUCCAUCUGGUUGACUUUCUUGUUCAAAACUGUGGUAACCUGGAUAAACAGACUGCGUUGGGAAAUACAGUUCUGCACUACUGCAGUAUAUAUAAUAAACCUGAAUGUUUGAAACUGCUUUUGAAGGGCAAGCCAACUAUUGAUAUAGUAAACCAAACUGGAGAGACAGCUCUGGAUGCAGCGAAAAGACUGAAAGCUACCCAGUGUGAAGACUUGCUUUCUCAGGCCAAAGCCGGAAAGCUAAACCCACAUGUACAUGUAGAGUAUGAGUGGAACCUUCGGCAGGAAGAAAUUGAUGAAAGUGAUGAUGACUUGGAUGACAAGCCUAGUCCGGUAAAGAAAGAACGCUCUCCACGACCCCAGAGCUUUUGCCAUUCUUCUAGUAUUUCCCCCCAAGACAAGCUUGCUCUUCCCGGCCUCAGCACUCCGAGAGACAAACAGAGACUUUCCUAUGGAGCUUUUCCCAAUCAGAUCUUUGUCUCUGCAAGCAUAGACUCGGCCACUUCUCCCACUGCAGCAGAUGCCCCCCCGCUGCCUCCCAGAAAUGCUGGCAAAGGUCCGUCUGGCCCACCUUCAACCCUCCCUUUAGGCACUCAAACCACUAGCGGCAGCUCCACUCUGUCUAAGAAGAGGCCCCCUCCCCCACCCCCUGGACACAAAAGAACCCUCUCUGACCCACCAAGCCCACUACCUCAUGGACCCCAGAAUAAGGGCCAAAUUCCUUGGGGUAAUGAUUUGGGUCCACCAGCAACUAAGGCUGCAAACAAGUUUGAAGGCAUGUCUCAACAGUCAGGCACCGGUACUGCUAAGACUGCACUGGGUCCAAGAGUUCUUCCGAAACUACCUCAGAAAGUGGCACUUAGAAAAAUAGAAACCGUUCAUCUUCCUUCGAUCGAUAAGUCUACUCAUCUGGAAAUCUUCCAGAAGUCAGCCUCCCUUUCUAUUGAUCUGCCACAGAAACCCCAACCUGGAGAUUUGCCCCCAAAGCCACAGCCUCUGGAACUUCCACAGAAACCUCAGAUUGGAGAUUUACCCCCCAAACCUGGAGAACUACCCCCAAAACCUCAGCUGGGAGAUUUGCCACCCAAACCGCAGUUAGCAGACUUGCCUCCCAAGCCCCAAGUGAAGGACCUUCCUCCAAAGCCUCAGCUGGGAGAUGCUUUGGCUAAGACUCCCGGCGGAGAAGUAUCGCCGAAGCCUCAGCCCUUGGAGGUCAAUCAGAAAUCUCACUCUGUGGAUCUUUCUCCAAAGGUACAAUCUAGAGAGACCAUCCAAAAGCAAGCAUCAGAAGACUCCAAUGAUGUAGCACAUGCUUUGCCAGAGACCCCAGUGCCACUCCCUAGGAAGAUAAAUACGGGGAAGAACAAAGUUAGGAGAGUGAAGACAAUCUACGAUUGCCAGGCAGACAAUGACGAUGAGCUUACAUUUGUUGAAGGUGAAGUUAUUAUUGUUACCGGUGAAGAGGACCAAGAGUGGUGGAUUGGUCACAUUGAAGGACAGCCAGAAAGAAAAGGGGUCUUCCCGGUAUCCUUUGUCCACAUUUUGUCCGAUUAAGUCAGAUUGGAAACUUGAGCAUUGCACAUCUUUCCUGUAAGACGGGCUUUUAGCAUGAAGCAAACAGCUGCUGCCUCCCUGUAAUUCUGUGCACAAUUGUGGAUAUAUAUGUAUAUAUAACGGCUGUUACAGAACGAGAACUCAUUUAUGGCUCACCCUAUGAGGUGACUUACCCUUGUAUUGUAAAUAUACGGCGUUACUCCGCCUUUGCCAGUAUUAUGGUAGCCUUGGGUCCUGGCACGCCUUCUUGGGUCUGCUCAAGCCAUCCUCGGCAUCAAGCACUUACAUCUCUUUGUCUGUGUGUAUGGACUUCCAGCUCCUUAAAUGUGUUUGGUCUCAUUCAGUUGUUUAACUGUACAGAAAUGACCAUUGCUAAUAAAUCAGUAUUCUUAAACUAGGUAACUAGCAGAGAUUAGGAUUCAGUUUUCAAAAUGAACUGCUUUGGCUCAUUUACAGCCCAGUUUACAGCUACAAAUGUACACAAUUUACAGCUUGUGAAAUCCACUUCCUUGGUAUUUGUUAUAAGUGUUCAAUGUAUGCAUCAAGCAAAAGAAAUAUUCACUCACGCUACAGAUAAACCAAUAGUAUUUUAUGGUGUGUGAACAGCAUUUCAUGUUUGUAUUACAUAGUUGCAGUUUCUCCCUAUGAUUUUUACCUCACAACACCAUCUGUGUUUAAUUAAAACAAAGAAAUAUAUCUAAUGAAGGAGAGCAUACGGAACUUCUGUCUGGAGAUUUCUUUUCACUGAACCAGGAACGUGCAAGAAAAAGAGUCUGUUUAUGAAUUCAGAUACUUGCAGCCUGCGUUCGUGCAGGAAUGUUACGUUAACCCAUAACAUCAAAGCCGUACAACUCUGGUAUUGGCUUGGUUGCUACCCAGGUUUAAAGAUGAGCUUAUGUAUUUGUUUCUAACUAAUUGGCUUGCCUAGACAAUAAUUUUGCUGUGGGGGAUUUAAAAGGUUUUUUUCUUCCCCAAUAGUCUUCAACUCAUUGGAGAAUAUUAAGUUAUGAUGUUCACUUAGCAUAAUUGUCUGGGGAAACUGAAACAGUUAAAUGGUUUUGAAAAUGAGGGUGAAAUAUAACCUUUCCUGCAAACUGUCAGCUGUUAAUUAGAGAAACCAGAGAACAGUAAAUCAUUGGGGAGUUAUAUUUUCUUUAUUGAAUUCUAAUUAUGGUUCAGGGCUGAACUCUGAGCAUCCGCCAACAAUCACGGAACCACAAAAUUGAUAACUUUGAAAAGAUGCCUUUUGACCUGUGGUCGCUUCCGAGUUAUAAAAUUGCAUUACUUGCUGCUUAAACCCUUUCUUUAGCCUAAUCAAGACUAUUAACGUAUUAAGGUAUUCGUUUCUGGUAGCCGUGUCCGUUAUUUAUUGUUGUUUAGUCUGAUUUUUGAUCAUAACCCAAGCAGAAUGUUGUCUUUUGGCUUAUGAUCAUCCAUGCGUCCUGCUAGGUUCCCCUGGCAUAUAAUAUUGCUUAGUGGCAAUAUUACUUUGGCAACAGUCCUUUUUUUUUUUAGUUUAAAAUGAAUUCUGUCUGUGAUUCCAUGUCUUAAGUGUUUCCUGUCACUAAAGCACAAGUUCAGAUUAAUCUCUCUGAGGCUUUCGCUUUUGACAUUCUACAAACCUGCACCCAGUGAAUAUUUAUUUUUAUUUAAAUGGUUAACAUGCAAAACAUAAUCAAUUUAAGAAACUGUGCAUGAAGAAUAGCAAAAUAUUUAUCGGCUAUUAUUGGAAAGUGGUUUUUAAACAAUUGCUUCUUCCAUGUCAUGACACAUUUUGUUCAAAUCGUUAAGCGUGCAAAUGACGGAACGAGCCGACUGGCAGCAUCACCUCUGCAGUGUUACCGGAGUCCGUGUUGUCCGACUCGUGCUGUUGAUAUGAAAGCCAGAACUCAAAUGACUGAACAUUCCAUGUUACUCAUUAAUGCCAUAUGCUUCAGAUGCAUUAAAAGUACAAAACUGA